AUGUUUCGACCGCUACUCUUCAUAGGAACUCUUUGUUUGUUUGGGAUUGCUGUUCAAGCUAGACCGAAAAGACAAUGUAUUGGUAAAGCAGCCGACAUCAUGUUCGUUUUGGAUUCUUCAAGUAGCAUCUGGCGUGUGGACUACAACAAACAGCUACGCUUUGUCGCUGACCUUGUAGACAGCUUCGAUGUUGGCAGCGGCAAAUCGCAAGUCCGAAUUGGAGCUAUAACAUUUAGUGACCAAGCCUAUCUGGAAUUCCCUUUGGACCGGUACACUGACCCUGUCCAACUGAAAGAGGCCAUCUUAAAUAUUACACACAGAGAAGGUCGGACCUUCACAAACAAAGCCCUCAGGUUACUUAAAGAACAAGUUGAACCCCAUUUGACUGAGAGCAAAGGCCCAAUUGUAGCCGUUGUAAUUACAGACGGCCGGUCAGCACAGCCAGCCGAUACGAAAGCCGAAGCUGAGAAACUGCAUCAACUUGGCAUUCAUGUUUAUGCUAUUGGCGUUGGCAAUUCCAAGAAUUACGACAUCGAGGAACUGAAAGCAAUUGCAAGCGACCCGGACAAUGGUGUUUAUACUAUUUCCAGUUAUUCGGCUUUGAAAGAAAUUACACAAAAGUUCCACAUCCAGCCUUGUGGAGAAGAAACCAUCACACCAUCGGUCGCCGCAGACCCCACGACCAGAGCAACCACUGAGGCUACUACUACCCCGACGAAAGACUUAGUCGAAAAGCCAGUUAAAACUGAACCUGACCACCCAGGAAGAACUCCGCCAAGCAUUAUCCUGUUCGGUUACGACCUCGUUGGUAUGGGAGCCUAUCGCUCUGGAAUGAUUCACCAAUUUAUCAAAUCUAUCCUCCCAUACACCGGCUAUGGACACUUCGGUAUUGUCUCCUACGGCUACUGCCCAUCCAGUUUCAACGUCCCCAUCACAUCUCUUAUGGACAAGAACCCGUCAAUUAUUAAAGACAGCGUCGUUACUGACGGUAAACUGCCCGAUCUUGUCGAUGUCGUCCGAAAAAUGAGACAUGUCUUGUCUACCCGUUCUGCCCAGAACGGCAUCAGCGGCCAUAUUGAAAACCAGGCAGCCGUUUUGUUUGUCGAUCCGUCCGUCACCACCAUCACCCCAGAACUGACCAAGGAAAUCAAAAUGCUUAAAAAGAAUGGAGUCCAGCUAUAUUUGGUCAAUGUCGGCCGGUGCGCAUGGCCACAGGCUGAUCGGCUUUACUCUAUGAGCAGUCAACCCUACCACAAGUACAUGUUCAAUUCUCCCUCAUACCACCAAUUGUUACUCCAAGCUCAACACAACCCUCUCCAUUUCAGAUCAAUCUAUAAUAAAUCCAUCCCAAAUCGAUUCAUAUCCUAA
Messenger RNA from Acanthosepion pharaonis, 1368 nucleotides. NCBI's taxonomy places the organism in Eukaryota, Metazoa, Mollusca, Cephalopoda, Sepiida, Sepiidae. The record is from the annotation of a GenBank genome assembly.